AUGCCGUGGUGGGGAAAGUCGUCCAACGACGACAAGCCGCCCAAGCCUGGGUCUGAAUCGGCCAGUACCUCGGGUAAAGCUUCUUUCGAUCCGGAGACGCUCCCCAAGACCCGAAAGCUGCCCGAUGGCCUCCAGAAGAUUGUGGACGAUGCGGAUGAGGACUCUUCCAUUUUCGACGAUAUCGCCGACGGAGUUGGUCCCGCCUCGACUGACAGCAGCAUUCGAUAUGCGGCGUACGCCACGAGGAUCAGGACAAUCAUGAUGUCCGCUCACCGAUACGUGGCAUACACGUCAGAUAUUGGCGAGUCCUUCCGACCGGUCGCGCACCCGAUCCUGGUGCGGAGCGCCUACGGCAUUUCGUGGGCCUACAUCCUGGGCGACGUAUCGUAUGAGGGCUACCGUGCCUACUGGCAAAACCAACGCAAGGUCAACCCCCAGGUCCAGCUCACUCCGCAGCAGGAGAAGGUGACGGGUCUUCCCAGUAUCGUGCCCGCCCCCGACAGGAAGGCCGAGCCUGUCACCCCGCUCGAGGACUGGCGCACCGUCAUGGCCCAGAGGGCCAUCUUUCAGAGCGUCGCCAGCAUGGGUCUCCCGGCCUUCACCAUCCACAGCGUCGUCCGCUACUCGGGCAGACUGAUGAAGAAUAUGAAGAACAAGACGGUUCGCACAUGGGGCCCCAUAGGGCUGGGAUUGGCCGUCGUCCCACUCCUGCCCAGCAUGUUUGAUGAGCCCGUGGAGAAUGCUGUCGAGUGGCUAUUUCAUAAGGGCUUCGAGGCAUACGGUGGUAAGAAUUACGUCGGGAAUAUGCCCGAGACCGGCCGGGAGGAUUUACUGAACAAGAUCCCCAAGAUCAAAGGGCAUUAG
Geosmithia morbida is the source of this 864-nucleotide messenger RNA. Its product is annotated as mitochondrial fission process protein 1. The record is from RefSeq and is a predicted model, not a curated record. Gene Ontology annotation, cellular component: mitochondrion. Lineage: Eukaryota; Fungi; Ascomycota; Sordariomycetes; Hypocreales; Bionectriaceae. The transcript is spliced from 2 exons. Gene Ontology annotation, biological process: mitochondrial fission. Bases 1 to 864 code for a protein of 287 amino acids.